Messenger RNA from Maylandia zebra (zebra mbuna), 554 nucleotides. The record is from RefSeq and is a predicted model, not a curated record. Lineage: Eukaryota; Metazoa; Chordata; Actinopteri; Cichliformes; Cichlidae.
GCAGGGAGGGAGGGAGCUGGCAUGGGGCUCACUGAGCUCAGCAAACUUGCUUCUUGUUCCUUCGCUCUUCAGCGGAAGUCUGCCUCCAGCACGCUCGCAGUUUAGCGUCUGAAAUGCACUUGACUGGACUCUGCGGGUCUUCAUCAUCCUGUGAAGUCAUGGCUCUGCGUCUGCAUUUACCGACUGUGCGUCACUGAACGGAUCCAGCGGGCUUUUUCUUGGAGAGACUUUGGACCUAAAUGACUUUCAUUUGUCUUUGACUUACAUUGGACUUAAUGAUGGAGCAUUUAUUUUACCUGCUUACCUUCUUACUAGCCCGUGUGUGUUCGGGUCUGGGAUACGCGGAGUCUACAGUUCCAGCGGGUCAGAGAGCGGCGAGCAGGCACAGGAACUGGUGCGCUUAUGUGGUGACGCGCACGGUUAGCUGCGUGAUGGAGGAUGGCGUGGAGACGUACAUCAAGCCGGACUACCAGCGCUGUGCCUGGGGACAGUGUCCUCGAGUAGCCUAUCGGACGUACAGGAGACCGAGAUAUAAAGUAGCUUACAAGAUGUGA